Ostrea edulis (European flat oyster) is the source of this 3588-nucleotide messenger RNA. RefSeq names its product secreted frizzled-related protein 3-like. The record is from RefSeq and is a predicted model, not a curated record. Gene Ontology annotation, cellular component: cytoplasm. Gene Ontology annotation, molecular function: Wnt-protein binding. NCBI's taxonomy places the organism in Eukaryota, Metazoa, Mollusca, Bivalvia, Ostreida, Ostreidae. Bases 1405 to 2358 code for a protein of 317 amino acids. Gene Ontology annotation, biological process: canonical Wnt signaling pathway; non-canonical Wnt signaling pathway. The transcript has 4 exons.
ACAUUACAAUUCUUCUAAUGAAAUCAGGACCCUACAGUUUACCGUGUGAACCAGUUUCUAUUAACCUUCAUAAAUUCUUCGCAUUUUUCUAUGAAAAUAGUAUGAUUUAUAUACGAGUAAAGCCACAUCGACAGGCGGCGAAAUAAAUAUAUCUCUAAUUGUUCUGUUCAUCUCUUUAAAAAAAUUCUUGAAAAUUAUUUCAUCUUUGUUUUUUGGUUGGGUUUUUUUUGUAAAAGAAAGAAUGAAAUUCUUCAAAUAUAUGUAUUAUAUGUUUUAGAGCAAAUAUUUCUUUUAAACAUACAUUGCGUGUCAAGAACAUUUCGAAAAGUAAUUAAAGUUAAUUUUCUUGGGUGUCUAAAAUCCUCAAGAAAGAAAGAAACUCUUAAACGUAAGAUAAUAACAAUUACGUAUAUACGUACAGUGUACAAUUGUUUACUUCGAACACGAAGAAAACAAAUCAUUAACCAAUCAGAAAAAAUUACAUGAAUCAUCCGGGUUACAGGAUUAUGGAAUCCGAACAUAAUAUAUCUCGUAAUUCGUGAUUAAAUGGUUCCACAUCCAUUCUAUCCGGGGAUUAAAAGUUCAAGUUCGUAUCCGGUUUUACAUUUUUUUUUUUUUUUUUUUUUUAAAGAAUAAUAUUAAUUUCAAAUGUUCGUCGAGUGAAAGAAAAUUUAUUAAAAGUUUCAAAUCUCAAGUAAAAUUAUUCAUUGUCCUUAUAAGAAGCGGAUGAUAAGAUGAUACAAAGCAAAGCAUUUAUCUCCAGCAAAGCUUCCGAUAGCUUUAUGGCUAUAUUUGUCAUAACGCCAUCAAAGGUUUAUCCGAUUUUGAACUAGAUUCACAUAGAAUACACAGAUAUAUUCUAUCUUAUUAAAAUCAUUUUUUAAAUUACUUUUUUUUAACAAAUAAGAAAAAGGACAAUGAUUGAAAAGUCAAUUCAUCUAAAGUCUUAAAAAUCUUUUUCCUCCUCUGAUAUCCCAUAUGAAAAAUUAAAGUAUCGCAUAAGUUUAUUCCCUGUUAUUUCUGUGAUCCCAUGAAAUUCUCAUUUGUUGUAAAAGUGAGUGACUGGAAGAUAACAUGCCAGAAGUAGUAGGCCACGCCCCCUAGAUUUUUUUUCUUACCUGUUUGCAUUGUGUAGUCAUAAUUUACAAUAAAGUGACGGCUACGAACAACCAACUUCUAUAAUUUGAGUGCAGCCCUUUAAUUAAAGUUCCAUUACAUUUCAUUUGAUUGAAUAUACCAUGCACGCUCGGUUUGGGAGUAUUUAAACAUCAUGUGCCGUUGAUCUUGAGCCACACUGUCAUCUGACCGUGCUCUCUAUUUCAUAUAUGUACCUACGAAUUCUCUGAGGAAAAUGUAAACUUUGGAAAAUAUCUAAUUUGGAAAAAAAUAAUUCAGUUAUACAAAAUGAAGAAUAGUAGGGGGAAAUUCGGAUUGUGUUGGAAAAUGUGGUUGGUGGGUAUAAUAACUCCGUCCCUGUGUUAUAAGUUUAACAGUCGCACUACUGAUACUUGUGAACCCAUUGACAUACCCAUGUGUAAGCAUAUGCCUUACAACAUGACUCGUAUGCCCAACCUGUUACAUCAGAGCUCUCAAGAAAACGCAAAACUCGCCAUAGAACAGUAUCAACUGCUAAUAGACCAAAAUUGUAGUGAUGUUCUACAAUUUUUUCUAUGUGCCAUGUAUGCACCAAUUUGUACUGUUAACUUUCAACAUGAACCCAUUCCUCCGUGUAGGAGCGUGUGCGAGCGCGCGCGUGCGGGAUGUGAGCGAGUUAUGAAUGUUCACAAUAUAUCGUGGAUGGACCACUUGGACUGUUCCUUCCUUCCGCGAUAUGACCGAGGAGUUUGUGUUUCUCCGGAAGCUAUUGUGUCAUCUACGAAAAUUACUAGCAAUGAUACCGGAAUGUGCAAAUGCAACCUGAAAACAUCAAAACCAAAACGGAAAAAAUUCAAGCAAGGAAAAUAUCAGUUUGCUAUUCAAGGCAAGAUCAGACAACAAGGCAUCGUCAACAACGCCAACACGGUCACGCGAGUCGAAGUCCUGAAAGUAUUAAAGAAAAGCAAAGUUCACAUCAAACUCAACAGUACCGUGGACAUCUGGACCAAUUCUACGUGUGUUUGUCCCAAGCUCAUACGAAACCGUACCUAUCUACUUAUUGGGUACGAAGACACGGCCACGCAAAGACUGCUGUUUUUGGAUAACUGUUUAGCCAUCCGAUGGCACAAACGAUGGGUGAAAAGAAUAAAGAAAUGGGAUAAAAGAAAGGGAAGAAAAUGCAGAAAGCCGAAAAGUAAAAGGUGUAGGAAGGGUCGGAAGAGAAUGAACAGGAGGCGGAGAAGGUACAGCAUAUAUAACUGAUGUGAAGUAUCAUACGUACGAUAAGAAAAUCUCUUUACUCAGUGUUACUUUCUUUUCUUCAGAAAGCAUAGGAGUUGAAGUAAGUGUGCAGUAAUGAUAAAGAAAGAUUAAACGUCCAAGCGAGAAAACAUCUGCAACAAGAUAUUAUGACAGAAGAAAAGUUUAACAAUCUACAGACAACUGAUGUGGAGCUGUAACAUAGAAGAAAUCUUUGUGGGUGUGUAUGUAUAUAAGGGACUGCCGAAGAUGCUAAGGAUAUUCAGACUGUCAUUAUUGCUUAAACAUACCUGAUUUAAUGAAAUAUGUUUGUGAAUUGUAAAUUUCAGUACGAAAUAAAUUCGUUGUAUAGGGUUGUAUGCCAAAGACAUCGAUAUUUCAGCUUUUAAGGUAAUACACAAUAAUUGACUUCAUGGACAACAGUGUUGAAAAACUUAAGCAAGCUAGCAUUGCUUUAACACAUAGAGCAAAAAGAUGUUUAACUUAACCUUAUUUUAGUACAAUAUAUUAUAAUGCAUUUUGUUUUACAUUUUUACAUGAUUUGAUGAAUCGAAUGAAUGAGGAUUUGAUAUCAAACUUGCAUGUGUAUGAGCAAAAGCUCAUUGCUGUAUUUGUUUUGAUAAGUAGUGCAAUAUUUGUAAAGUGUAUGUUAGGUACUUUUAAUCUAGGUUGACAGGUCCUCCAUUGUUAGUGAAUAGGUAGGAUAUAUUUUUAUGAAAAGUUAUCCAUGUUUUAUACUUAUAUUGUGUUUCUAUUUACGUCGUCUUAUAUUGUUUGUUUAAUUCAUUUGUGGUUUGCGCCGAUAUUUUUUUAUUAUUAUUUUUUUUUGUAUCAUUAUUACUACAGGAAAGUUACAAUCAUCGUGAUUAUGUAUAUACUAGAAAUAAAUAUCUUUAAGUGUACUAUUAUGAUGAAAUUAAUGAAGAAAUAUGUACUCUACAUGUUCUUUGCAUGUGUAUAAAAUUUCAUUUUCUUCAAUGAAUGUUGAUGUCUUGUAAUUUGUUAUCUAUAUUAGAAAGCAAUUUCAUUUGAGAGCAGAAUAUUAGACAUGUAUUAUGUAAUUUAUUAAUAUGCACUAUUAAAAUUUGUUCCAAAACUGUAUUUUAUCAUGCAACAUACUUCCUACCGAAAUGCUAGAAAUGAAGUGUAAAGAUAUCACGUGGCAUGAAAUAUUGUACUUUGAAAUAGAUAUGCUUGUUGGAUAAAUGAAAAAUAAACUGUUGAAAAAUGAAA